Messenger RNA from Fragaria vesca subsp. vesca, 1434 nucleotides. RefSeq lists its product as uncharacterized. The record is from RefSeq and is a predicted model, not a curated record. The coding region runs from base 16 to 1239 and encodes 407 amino acids. The transcript is spliced from 7 exons. Lineage: Eukaryota; Viridiplantae; Streptophyta; Magnoliopsida; Rosales; Rosaceae.
AACCCAAAACCCAAAAUGCGGCGCGCCAUAGACGCCCACCUCAAGGCCAUGCGCCUCCUUCAUCCGCUCUCUCCCUUCUCCUCUACUCCUUCUUCUCCUUCUCUCUUUUCCGUCCGUACAUUUCUAACCCUAACCCACCCUCGCGCCGUUCCCAAUUCCGUCUCCAAAACCCUAAUCUUCCACUCAAUUUCCACUCCUUCUCACUCGAGCUUCAGCAGCCGCGAAAUUGGGCCGAUCAGUAGUCUUGGGCUGUUUUCGAUACGGUGCGUUUCGACGACGGCGUCGCCGGAGGGCGCGUUGGACUGGAACGAGCCGGUGUCGUGUUCGGAGGUCGGCGAGGGCAGUAUGGGAAGUGUUGAUAAAGAUGCUAAGCCCAAUGUUCCGGUCAGAGCUUACUUCUUUUCCACUAGUGUGGAUUUGAGAAGCUUGGUGGAGCAGAACAGGGUGAAUUUCAUCCCACCCACGUCGAGAAUGACCAACUAUGUUGUGUUUAAAUUCGGGGAGCUAAACAAGUCUAACAAUGCAUUGGGUCCUAGUUUAAGUGGGAGUGACUGUUGCUACAUGGUAGUUUUCCAAUAUGGGUCCAUUGUCUUGUUUAAUGUUCGUGAACAUGAGAUUGAUGGGUACUUGAAAAUCGUGGAAAAACAUGCAUCUGGAUUGCUACCUGAGAUGAGAAAGGACGAGUAUGAGGUGAGAGAGAAGCCAGAUUUAGACACAUGGAUGGAAGGCGGAUUGGAUUACAUAAUGUUGCAGCACUUGAAUACUGAUGGAAUUCGUACCAUUGGUAGUGUUCUCGGUCAAAGUAUUGCACUAGAUUACUAUGUUCGCCAGGUUGAUGGAAUGGUUGCCGAGUUUACUGACAUCAAUCGUGAAAUGGAAACUACUGGAAAAUUUAAGAUGAAGAGGAAGAAACUUUUUCAGCUAGUGGGGAAAGCAAAUUCUAAUCUUGCUGAUGUGAUUCUUAAACUUGGACUUUUUGAGAGAUCAGACAUUGCCUGGAAGGAUGCCAAAUAUGCUCAGAUUUGGGAAUACCUCAGGGAUGAAUUUGAAUUAACUCAGAGAUUUGCAAGUCUUGAUUUUAAGUUGAAGUUUGUGGAGCACAAUAUUCGCUUUCUUCAGGAAAUUCUUCAAAACAGGAAAUCAGAUUUUUUGGAAUGGCUCAUCAUUGCACUAAUAGGUGCUGAGAUUAUGCUCUCUCUUUAUGACAUUCUCCACAGAUCAGCAAUCGCAUCUCUUUAGCACUGAAGUUGUGUGAGUGAUGCACGAAGUCAAACAUGCCCUUGUUGAACUGUCCUAGUCUUUGUAAAUCUUACAGUAUACCUCAAAUUUGUUGCGGUUUACACUUGAUUUUACCAGUUCAAUGUGUAUAAUUGAGUUGGUCUUAUGAUUAAGAUGAUUGCUGAUCUUAUGAUAGCAUUAUACUCGUGUCAUUGU